Fusarium musae is the source of this 249-nucleotide messenger RNA. RefSeq lists its product as uncharacterized. The record is from RefSeq and is a predicted model, not a curated record. The coding region runs from base 1 to 249 and encodes 82 amino acids. NCBI's taxonomy places the organism in Eukaryota, Fungi, Ascomycota, Sordariomycetes, Hypocreales, Nectriaceae. The transcript has 2 exons.
AUGUCGAUAUCAGAUACAGUCCUACCAAGCAUUGAAGACCCAAAUAUCCUUACAACAUUUCCGAGCCACGGCCCCAGUCCCAGCGACCGAGAGAUAAUCCACAGUCCUGAGAUGCAACAGGUGUUGAACAAAUUCCCCAGCAUUGAUAUCGAGACAGUUCUUGACAUCCGGGCGAAACGGAUACGUGAGUCCACCCAACCAAGCGGCCUACUAGUUGCUCUGGCUGGUUCUGUCGAAAGCGAGGCCUGA